AUGGACGAAAACAUGAGCGAAGAGCUGGCUGUCCUCCAGGAAGAACUCCUGCAGCUACAUAACAGCCUCAUUGCUAUCCGUUUCGAGAUAGCAAAGGCAUCCGCGAAGGCUAGAGGUCUCCUCCAAGGCGUGGCAGACAUACUCAAACAUCUCGAUGCAGACGAGUUACAUUCACCCGAUGCGCCAGUCACUCCAACAUGCCCCUCUCUUCCCUGGAAGGACUAUUCCGCCGAAUUUAAAGGGAAUGCCGAUGCGCAGGAGAUGGACAGUAGGAAAAAGAUACAAGAUUAG
Molecule: messenger RNA, 291 nt
Organism: Fusarium mangiferae
Lineage: Eukaryota; Fungi; Ascomycota; Sordariomycetes; Hypocreales; Nectriaceae
Exons: 2
Coding region: 1-291 (96 amino acids)
Source: RefSeq, a predicted model, not a curated record